Molecule: messenger RNA, 3703 nt
Organism: Sardina pilchardus (European sardine)
Lineage: Eukaryota; Metazoa; Chordata; Actinopteri; Clupeiformes; Clupeidae
Gene: hapln1b
Product: hyaluronan and proteoglycan link protein 1b
Exons: 5
Coding region: 161-1231 (356 amino acids)
Biological process (GO): cell adhesion; skeletal system development; central nervous system development
Cellular component (GO): perineuronal net; synapse
Molecular function (GO): hyaluronic acid binding
Source: RefSeq, a predicted model, not a curated record
GAGAAUUUUGUGGACUUGCUGCACAGCCUGUGACGUCGGUCUCCUCCGACUGAGAGAGAGCAUUCAGUUUGGAUGCCCACUUGUACACUGCAGAACACAUACUCAGCUUUAGGAGCCCAACUUUCUAUGUGAAGGGACCCCCCUGGUGCUAGAAGACAAGAUGAAUGCUCUGCUACUCUUCGCUCUGUUCUCAUUGGGCAUUGCACAGAACUUCGACGAGGCUUACAGUGACCUGGAAUCCUACAAUCUCAGGACCAUCUACAUCACAGAAAAUGGCCCAAAGCUCUCCGUGGUGACAGACCAAGCCAAGGUCAUCUCUCGUCGAGGGGGCAACGCAACACUGCCGUGCAAAUUCCACCGGGACCCUGCCUCUGCUCCCAACCCCAAGCUGAGGAUCAAAUGGACUAAGCUCACCGCAGACUACCUGAAAGAGAUAGACGUCUUUGUUGCCAUGGGUUACCACAAAAGGAGCUACGGCCAGUUCCACGGGCGAGUGCAUCUUCAGGGAGACGGUGACAAUGACGCCUCGCUGGUCAUCACUGAGAUCACCCUAGAGGACUAUGGGAGAUAUAAGUGUGAGGUCAUCGAUGGGCUGGAAGACGCAACUGUAGUGGUCACCCUCGAUCUCCAAGGUGUGGUGUUCCCUUACUUCCCACGGCUGGGGAGGUACAAUAUGAACUUCCACGUGGCGGAGAAGGCCUGUCAGGACCAGGAUGCUACGGUGGCCUCGUUUGACCAGCUGUACGACGCCUGGAGGGCGGGGAUGGACUGGUGCAACGCCGGGUGGCUGAGCGACGGUUCCGUGCAGUACCCCAUCACCAAGCCCAGAGAGCCCUGCGGGGGCAGGAACACGGUACCGGGAGUGAGGACCUACGGGAAGCGCGACAAGGACAAGAACCGCUACGACGUCUUCUGCUUCACAUCAAAUUUCAACGGUAAUUUCUACUACCUGAUCCACCCGGGCAAGCUGACGUACGACGAGGCCGUGCAGGCGUGCCAGCGCGACGGCGCCCAGAUCGCCAAGGUGGGCCAGAUGUACGCCGCCUGGAAGCUCCAGGGCUACGACCGCUGCGACGCGGGCUGGCUGGCCGACGGCAGCGUGCGCUACCCCAUCACCCGACCCCGCCGCCGCUGCAGCCCCGACGAGGCGGCCGUGCGCUUCUCCGGCUUCCCCGACCGCAAGCACAAGCUCUACGGGGUCUACUGCUUCAAGGGCCAGGGGCACGACUGAGGGACGAGAGGGGUGGUGAAGGGAGGGAGCGACAAUGAACACCCGAAACCAUCGAGAAACAAGCAGUGGUUAUUGAAAAUAGAGAGAAAGAGAGAGAGAGUGAGAGAGAGAGAGAGAGAGAGAGAGAGAGUGAGAGAGAGAGAAAGAGAGAGAGAGUGAGGUGAGAGAAACAGUAAGAUCAUGCCAGAGGAGUUGCUACUAGGAAUGCAUUCAAACUGUGAUUCUUUUUUCUUUUAAAAUACUGUAAAAGAAUGGAUGCCAUAGGGAUGGGUGAGAGUAAAUUUCAUACAGUAUCAUCUUUUUUAAACGCAUAUUUUCUUUCACUUCAAUGUAAUUCAUCUAUAUUUUUUAUUUAAUUCCACAUCAUUGGUCAAGAGGGGGGUGGUUAGGGCCGGGGAUAUUUGUGAGAAAAACAAACACGCCAUGACAGGGUGGUUAUCCAGUUCCCUGAGGGAAGUCCGUGGACUGGUGAAACAGUAUAGCUUCUCAAUAUUGGACUGAUACUUUGGGCACUUAGCUUUAUUUUGAUAAAUUGACCCAACAUCCAAAGAGAUCACAGGAGCAAGAUUCUGAUGCAAGAGGAAAUACGAUUCCACAAUGGGAUGCUAUACUUACAGCAUGAAAGCAUAGCACAACACAUUUUUCUUUCUUUUAUUAUCAUAACAGGGUGCUAUUACAAAUGACGUAUUUUGACCUUUGACCUUACCUUUGUGUAUUGUGUUGUAUUACAGACAUCAUAUAGUGUGUGUGGACCAAACUGUCAGCCUUACAUUAGCCAUCUUGUAAAAAUGUUGUACUAUUUAGAACUUAUUUGAAAUUUUGAUUACAUUUGAUAUUACAAUAUAGAAUGUCAGCAUUUAUAAUGUUUCUGUUUAGUGAUAAUUUAAUAGACCUGUUGAAUAUAUAAUUUAAUCCCUCCUACUAUUUUAUUUAGUGACAUUCUUGACCCUUGCAGUUUAUACUCGUUCGGUAUAUGAUUUUUUUUACCCCCACAGUAAGUCAUAAAAAGCGUUGAACUGGAAUCAGUCAGAAGAAUCUGAGGAUCUAUGUCAAGAUGCAGAGAUAGGAAUGUGUUGCAGCAUCAGUCGCAUCAGUCCUACUGUUUCAUGUUGUUCAAAUGCCAGCAUUUUCCUUUAUUUUCAUUUCUUUGAUGUCUUUUUCCUUUUGAUUCACAUCUGUGAUCUUACAUGCAGUAGCAGCCCCCCCCCCCCACAAACAAUCCAGCGAUGAUCAAAACUAGAGAGCUCGCUGUGGUAGAGCUUAUGCACAAGCUAGCUUACUUACAGAGAUGCUACGCCCUAGCUGGGCUGCUGUAUCUCAACCAAUGGAAGCACAUACACUGCACCGAGAGAAAAAAAAAACAAACUAAGAAGGUCUUAUUUUUCAGUUUGCCUGCUGCCAAUGACUCUGCUCUUGCUUCAAUGCUUUAGCGUUAAAUGAACUUUCAGCUGUAGUAAAAAAACGCAAUGGUGGACAGUUACUGUUACGCUCAGAUUUAAAGGGAUGAAGAUCACAUUCUGUGGCAGCACUCAAGUCACUGUGAAAAUCAUGUAGGGACAAUCCUAACAAGUAUUGAGAUCACUGGUCUUGACUUAAAUCAAUAGGGCAUAGGUAAACAUACACAAAUCAGACAUCCUGUAAAAUGUCUACAUUUCAAUAGACAAUGUACAUUAACUACACUGACAUUACACCGAUAUGUACAUUGACUUUCUAAACCAGUAUUCAAUAGUGAAGUGUGUUCAGUUUGCCGUUAGGAUACAUGAUAUAGCCUACAUAGCUAAAUUUACCAUACAUCUCCCUUUUUUUUAAAAAAAAAAACAAACUUUGAAACUUAAGUUCAUCAUUCAAGUGCUUGUUGUAUUGUCCAUACACAGAUUUUGCUCAGGAAUAGAGUAUUGUCGUAUUAAGUGUGACAUCCCCUGAAAAAUAAACAAAAAGAAACAAAAAUAUUACAGAUGACAUGUUCCAGUACCACCAAUCCAACACAAGCAGAACUAUGGCAAUAGCACAGCUACUGUACAUGUUUAGUUUAUAGUUAGCGAAGAUAAUACUUCAGUGUACGUUACGGGAGAGACUUCCUUGUAUUUCACACCAGUUGUAUGAACAGACCUUGCAGGUAAAGGUAGCACAUAAACACAUGCACGCACACACACACACACACACACACACACACACACACACACACACACACACACACAGACACACACAUAUAUACACACACAUACACACAUAUACAGACAGACAUACAAAUCGUUUGGCAUAUUUCAUUGUGAGCAUGAUGCAUCAAGGCCAUGUUGGUUAUUGAAGCUUAAAAGAACAAUAAAAACCUCAUUUCUGAGUCACUCUAAAGCUUCCUUUGAGUCUCUGAAGCGAUAAAACAAAGGAGGACCAAAAUGUCUCACGGUCACAGUACUCAUCGUUUAAUGAAGUGUUUAAAGUGUCAGUUGGCUACAGCUGACUGACUUAAUUAUG